Messenger RNA from Drosophila nasuta, 2385 nucleotides. It is a transcript of the gene sax, whose product is annotated as type I BMP receptor saxophone. The transcript is spliced from 7 exons. Gene Ontology annotation, cellular component: BMP receptor complex; plasma membrane. The record is from RefSeq and is a predicted model, not a curated record. Bases 143 to 1720 code for a protein of 525 amino acids. Gene Ontology annotation, molecular function: ATP binding; transmembrane receptor protein serine/threonine kinase activity. Gene Ontology annotation, biological process: cellular response to growth factor stimulus; protein phosphorylation; cell surface receptor protein serine/threonine kinase signaling pathway. Lineage: Eukaryota; Metazoa; Arthropoda; Insecta; Diptera; Drosophilidae.
GUUUCUCCACCUCUAAUUGAUACAACUCUACAAUCAAUGGAGUCCAAUUUAUUUUUAGUUUUUCUGUUGUCAUUUUUUUCUGUAUAAAAAUGCAAAAGCUGAAAUCAGUGGACUGUUACAUGAUGAUCAACAGGAAGUAGACAUGGAAUUGCCACCAAAUAUAAAUGGAAAAGCGAUGCCAGCAAUACCGCAAAACUCUGUGCUAACACAUCCCAGAUUAAAGUGUUAUGCCUGUGAGCCGCCUUGUCUCGAUCGCAAUGAACACGCCCACACAUGCCAGAAUGCCAUACAGUGUUGGAAAUCACGCACACGUGACGCCGUUGGCAAGGAGCAAGUGUCACGAGGUUGCACCACGUCGCCGGAUCAAGUGCAGUUGAUUUGCAAUCAAAAUGCGCUCAACACUGAGAAAUUCAUCAAUGUCGCCUGCUGUGCCAGCGAUUAUUGCAACGGUGGCGAUUUUCCCAAACUGCCGCCGUUCGUCAGCGAAAGUGGCGACGUGACCGUGAUUACCGCUGAUAGCAGCAACAUUAGCAAAAUGACAGCAGCGAUUUUGGGGCCAUUUUUGGUGAUAACGCUUGUCGGCUUUGUAGCCGUCUUUUUUAUGCGUCGCAGCCAUCGCAAGCGGCUGGCGGCAACUCGCACCAAACAAGAUCCCGAAUCCUAUGUGGUCAACGAUGGCCUAUUGCGUGCCACUAGCGCAGGAGAUAGCACACUCCGCGAAUAUUUGCAGCAUUCAGUUACUUCGGGUUCGGGCAGCGGUUUGCCGCUUUUGGUACAACGCACAUUGGCCAAACAGGUGACGCUUAUCGAGUGCAUUGGGCGCGGCAAAUACGGCGAGGUGUGGCGUGGUCACUGGCAUGGCGAGAGCAUUGCCGUCAAGAUAUUCUUCAGUCGCGAUGAAGAGUCGUGGAAACGUGAAACCGAGAUAUACAGUACUGUUCUGCUGCGGCAUGAGAAUAUUCUUGGCUUUAUUGGCUCCGACAUGACGUCGCGCAACUCUUGCACACAGCUUUGGCUUAUGACACACUACUAUCCCCUCGGCUCGUUGUUUGAUCACUUAAAUCGUAAUGCUCUCAGUCACAAUGACAUGAUCUGGAUUUGUUUGUCGAUUGCUAAUGGCUUGGUACAUCUGCACACGGAAAUCUUUGGCACCGAGGGCAAGCCUGCAAUGGCGCAUCGCGACUUGAAGUCGAAGAACAUAUUGGUUACAUCAAAUGGUACUUGUGUUAUUGCUGAUUUUGGUUUGGCCGUUACACACUCGCAUGUUACUGGACGCCUCGACAUGGGCAACAAUCCGAAAGUGGGCACCAAACGCUACAUGGCACCGGAAGUCUUGGAUGAGAGUAUUGAUCUGGAUUGUUUUGAGGCCUUGCGCCGCACGGAUAUCUAUGCAUUUGGACUGGUGCUAUGGGAGGUGUGUCGUCGCACCAUUUCUUGUGGCAUUGCUGAGGAAUACAAGGUGCCAUUUUACGAUGUGGUGCCCAUGGAUCCCAGCUUUGAGGAUAUGCGCAAAGUUGUCUGCAUUGACAACUAUCGUCCAUCGAUACCCAAUCGCUGGAGCUCAGACUCGCUACUCGCUGGCAUGUCCAAGCUGAUGAAGGAGUGCUGGCAUCAAAACCCCAAUGUGCGUCUGCCGGCGUUGCGUAUUAAAAAGACUAUACAUAAAUUAGCUUCCGCUGAUGAGAAAAUACGUUUAGACUUCGAUGAGGUAUGCGUUUAGUAGCUUUUAGUUGUAGUUUACAGCCUAAGUUAAUAUUAAUUAGAUUUAAGUGACAUUAGUUGAGGUUCAUUUUGUUAGCAUUUAAGUUUCCAUCAAUUCAACUUAUUAUUAAUUCUUUGUUCUUUUCAUUAGUCUGUAAUUUCAUUACAUACACACACCACACACAACCAGAGACAGAGAAGUGAAUUUAGUUUUGUGCCUUUGAAAUUGCCUUAAACGUAAUUCGAACUUGACUAUUGAAGUAUCAACUUUCACAUAUUUCAUUAUCAUUUAUUAUUUUUGAAGUGCCAUUACAAUUACGAAUUGUAAAACAUUAUUACACACUAAAUUUAAGCUCACUUUUUACACAAAACACCCCAAAACAAUUCGGAUCUAUCAUUAUCAUCCACAGAGCUAUUGAGCUGCUAUAUAAAAAACAUACAAUUCAUAUAGAUUUCCUUUUCCUUAUCAAGCUAUGAUAGUUAUAGAGAAUGUAAGCAAUUUGGCGACUCACAUUUAUUUAAGAGCAUAUUGUAUGUACAUGAAUAGUUCCCAACUUUAUAUAUAUAUAAAUAUAUAUAUAUAUAUGCAUAUAUAUUGAUAUGCCUAGAAAUAUACAAUACUUACCCGAGUAUUCUUUGUAUAUUGUACAAAUGCGCGAUAAUUAAGUUGUAAAUGACUAAGAU